UGGUAGUGGCUGCAAAACCAGGGGCACCAUGGUGGAGCAAAUAUGGCACUUGAAGCCAUGGGUAAGAGAACCAAUGCCCCUGGGUAUGACUUGUAAACCCUGGUGGAAAGACCACCUGCCUUCCAGGUGUUUCGCAAAGCAUAAGAACAAGCGUUUCCAGUUUCCCACUAGUCUGGACAGCCAGCGUUGGGUAUUUGUGAAGAACGGUAUAGAUGACUUCAGGGAAGGCUGUCCAGAUUCUGAAGAUCUGAUCAUUCGUGGCACUAAGGAAGCCAGUCCCCCUAUGGUCACUCAUGGAGUCUCCCAGCCUGGUGCCAAAAUGAACUGGAGAAGGCAGCCCAAGGACACAACAAACCUGUGCUCUACACUAUCUUCAGCCCAACUAGCACGGCAGACAUUCAUGUAUGAUGUUGAAGCCUACCUGAAUCAGAAGAUUUCCGCCAUUCUCCUCUCGGCUGUGAAAGAAGAUGUCCCUGCAGAUCUCUUGCUAGAGGCACUCAAAGUACUGGACCCGGACCGCAAGGUGGAGGACACAUGGGAUUAUUGUGAGGGCAAGAAAGUAAGACCCAAGAAACCCAGAAAGUUAUCUAAACAAGGUCGUGCAAGAGGCAUGCUUAGCCUCCCAGAGAUUCCUAAGCCACGCCGAUACAGCUUGAUUCAGGGAGAGAAGGUAAGCUCAUUGUAUUUACUCAGCGCCCUUCCUCGUAAUUACAUGCCACAAGGAAUUCGUGACUUCUGCAGAUGGGUUGCCACUUUGGGAAAUUUCGGCAUCAAUGAAAAUUUCCUGCUGAAACAAUUUGACAUUGGCUUUGAGUUCGAACCAACCUAUGAAGAUGUCCGAAUAAAGAAGAUACAUGCGCUUAUCCCUGAGCUCAAACGUUGCAAAGGGCUAAAGCCACUGGAGGAGAUAAUGUUCACCAUAGAGGAACUAGACUUUGAGAGGAAACGCGAGAAACUAAAGAAGCACCCUCCACAAAAGCAUGAAAAGAUCAGGUAUGGAGCAUGGUACCUAAAGCCCAAACUGUGGAGAAAGCUGAUAAAUGAUGAGCCUUUGAUUGACCCCAAGAUCUUAGCGGAAGCUCAACGUGAACCUCCUCCUGACAUUAUUGAAGACCUUUAUGGAACAAUUGCCUUUAAGGACUUCAUCGUAAAGUACGGCUACAGUAUGCCAGGAAUCCUUGAACAAUUGUUCAAGAGGAAGGGGUGGAGUUAUGACAAGUUUGUGACCCCUAUACCAAAAGCAGUGGCAGCUUAUCACAAAGCACUAGCUUUGUUAUUAAAAGAUGAUGAAUAGGCAGUUUUUCAUUCGCUAUAUACCUAUGUCUUGCUCUCAUUUUCAACAAUCAGAAUAUAAGAAUAUGGUACCAGUUUGGAUGUACAACUGAGACAGGCAGCCUAUUACUUCAACAUUUAACAGUCAUCAAUAUUUCUCAAUGAACUUCUGCUUUGAAUUCAUUAGUACUUCAGAUAUCAACUGAGAUCAAUAGUCACAUAACCUCUUCUUACAUUUCUGCAGCAUUGACAAUGCUAUCAUUAUAUCAAUUAUUUGUAAGACUACAUAAAACCAUACAAUGCAGAAUUACUCUU
Molecule: messenger RNA, 1587 nt
Organism: Octodon degus (degu)
Lineage: Eukaryota; Metazoa; Chordata; Mammalia; Rodentia; Octodontidae
Product: protein FAM47A-like
Exons: 1
Coding region: 29-1294 (421 amino acids)
Source: RefSeq, a predicted model, not a curated record